GAUGUUCCUUGUAUUGUUAGUGAUGAUGUUCCUGAUGUUCUGCUGCCUCUCCUCCUCUUCCUCUCUCAGGAUGAAGAUGAUCUCCAGGAUCCUGCUGCUCCUCAUCCUCAGCUCAUGUCUCUGUGCAGCAACAUUUGUAGUGAAUGUGACACAGAGCAGCUAUCAGGCAGAGGAGAACCACAGCAUCACUCUGGAGUGGACCUUCACCACCAAGACUCAGGGAUCCAAUGGGAAACUGUUCAUUGACUGUCAUUUUAGAUCAUCAGUAAAAAAAGGGGUAACAAAAUAUGUUCAUCGUGAUGUUGAUGAGUUUCCAGAGUCUCAGCAUGAACAGUUUUCAGGACGAGUCCAGAGUGACAAAGACGUCCUCAGAGAAGGACGAAUCAGAUUAAAUGUGUCCAGACUGAGGACUGAAGACUCUGGUCUGUAUCUGUGUGACGUGAAAACUGAAGAUGGAUCCAGCAAUGCAGAAUGUCGACUCAGCGUUACUGCAGCUGCUGAUGUCUCUCCAGUCCAGAGAACGACCUUGGAUCCAGAACCAGAAGGUCGAGGAAGGAUCGGCCUCCAUGUUUCUCUGUUACUGACAGCAGCAGCAGCAGCACCGUUGCUCAGUGGGUCGAGGAAGGAUCGGCCUCCAUGUUUCUCUGUUACUGACAGCAGCAGCAGCAGCAGCUCUGAUGGUCAAACUUUUCCUGACUCUCAGUUCAAAGGGUUGAUAUGGAUGAUGAUCCUGUGGGCAGGAAGGAGCUCCAGUAGCAGUCUGUGUUGGACUGAAUAUGAAGAAGCCUCUGACUGAAGACUGUUGCUGUUUGACCAAAUCAUGGCUGCAUGUAUCAGACAGCAGAGAAAAUAGUUCACUGAAACACUGGAUGACAUCAUCAGGCUCCACAGUUUCCGCUUUGCUUUGCUUUGCUUUGUAGAAAAUAGCUAGGAUUACCAGGUAAUCCUAUCUGAUCCUUUGUUCCUCUAAAGUUCCAGACACUACAACACUGGAUUACCUGAAUAUCAGGUAUCUGAUCCUUUGUUUAAUCCUUUGUGUAGUAUGCCCCCAUGGACUUCUGGACUUCUGGGUUGACUUCUGGGUUCCAGUUCCAGUUCCAGACAGAUAUCAGAUACCUUUCUGUGGACUGCAGCAGGUCACGGGGCCAAACAAGCAUGGAUUGGAGGCACUAAUGCACAGGAGGAGAGCAUUUGGUUGUGGAGCGAUGGAAGCCGUUUCGACUACACACACUGGUGUUCUGGACAGAAUAAUAAAGAUGGAGGCAACCAGCGCUGUUUACAGAUAAACUAUUCAGGUGCAAAGUGCUGGGAUGACCUGGGGUCUAAUCACAAUCUGCCUUCUGUCUGCGCCAAGAAACCCUGAAAACUGUGAGGUUCCCAAAGAGGCCAGAUUUAAAACAGAACCAGUGGAGGGUCAGUGCUUUUUGUUUUUGUUUUCCUGCUUUCUUAACCUUCAGAAAACCCAAAGAUAUUUCUGCUUCUUUACUUCCUAUAAUUUCUCUCUUUAAUGCAACCUAGAGAAUGAAGCGACAAGCAAACAGCAGCUGGAUUGUCUCUCUGUAAUAAGAUCAGACUGAAUGAGUCAUUAGAAAGAAUCAUCUAUGCAAAACUUCUAUUCUUUGG
Xiphophorus maculatus (southern platyfish) is the source of this 1623-nucleotide messenger RNA. Its product is annotated as ladderlectin-like. NCBI's taxonomy places the organism in Eukaryota, Metazoa, Chordata, Actinopteri, Cyprinodontiformes, Poeciliidae. The record is from RefSeq and is a predicted model, not a curated record. The coding region runs from base 2 to 796 and encodes 264 amino acids. Gene Ontology annotation, cellular component: external side of plasma membrane. Gene Ontology annotation, biological process: negative regulation of T cell proliferation; T cell costimulation; cell surface receptor signaling pathway. The transcript has 5 exons.